AUGUCCUAAUUGUCCUCUGGCAAUCCUUCCAACGAAAGAUCAAUUCCUUAAGAAAGACCGAAAGAUAUGUAUUCUAAUUAGGGAUUGAUACCCUAAUCAAUCGUUGAAAAAAAGAUACAGCAGCAAAAAAGGAACUUCCAAGAGAAACUAAUCUAAGUAGCAAUUAACAUUCCUCAAGGGAAUGAGGAUAAUAUAACUUAAACUCAUCUUGAAAUUAACAGUUAAAUAUCUCCAAUCACUCAGCAACACGUGACCAUUGAUUUCUAAAACCAUGACUUAGAAUCAAAGCCAAACGCCGUUUUCAGACAAAAGUCUUAAGAUGAUCCUUUUUCAGUCCCAGAGCUAAUAGAGAAUGAAAAAACAGCAGUAGCAAAUCAUUCUAUUGAAUGUAAAUAAGAAAAAAAUUCAUUCCAUAGCCUACCCAAGUUAAAUAUAUUAAUGAACGAUAGCUAAGGUCCUAAGAUUGUAUUGAGUAAAUUUGCCAUCAGAAAAAACGAAUACAGUAUAACAAACAGUAUCUAACAAAAUGGAAAUAGUAAUCCUAAUAAGAGCAACAAUACAAAUUCUAAAGACGAAUAAAUAUACUCAGCUAGCUAGGGAUGGAUGCAUAGCUAAUUCAACCCAUAUCUAGACAAUAAUUUAAAAAAAGAAAUGUAUGUUAUUCAAAAAAUGGUAGAAUUUUAAUUUGAUCCUGUGAUAGCUAAGCAAUUGAUAGAAUAAAUUGAUAUGGAAAAAUAUUCUCGUGAAGAACUUAUUUAAAUGGUUUGUGAAACUAUGCUUAAUCACUGUGAAGAAUAGAGAGUAGGAAAGAGAGUUAUUGACAAAAUAAACCAAAGCAAAUUCGUGCAUAAAAUUGUUUCUUCAAAGACUAUUUCUUAAGUAAACUAAUCUGAUAAAUCACCAGUUGCUCCUUAAUAAACUGUUUAAUAACAGAAUUUAAAGCCAUAGCCAAAAGGAAAUACAUCUAUUUUGCACUCGUUUAACAAUAAAAAUUAAAAUAUUCCUAGCAACAAUAAUAUACUUUAGAAGGAUGGGAGAGAAAGAUAAUAAAACAUCAAGCAAGGCAAAAAAACUGUUUAGACAAGCUAUAUCUUUAAUAUGCCAAUUACUCAUAGCCAAAAGUAUAUCAAAAUUGAAAACAAUGUCCAGGACAAAGAUGAAGGCAAGCUUUACACUUGCUAAAUCUGCUGUUAAGAGUUUUUAGGCUCUGAAUUUUAUAGGCUGACUAUAUGUAGUCAUAAUUUCUGUAUGCAAUGUAUAUAAGCAUAUAUUAUUAACAAAAUUAAUUGCUCAGAAGUUUUAAAUAUUGUUUGUCCUUAAGUCUCCUGUGGAGCUAAAAUACAAGAUCUGUAGAUUUAAAAAGUAAUUUCACCUGACCUUUUCGAGAAAUAUAUGAGAUUUAAGAAAAUAAUGGUACUCAACUAAGAUCCUAACAUACGUUGGUGUCCUACAGUCGAUUGCGAUACUUACAUAAGAGGAGACAAAGACAAAAUUUGCUUACAAUGUCCUAAAUGUAAUGAAAAAAUGUGCUACCUUUGUAAUAGUAAAUGGCAUGAAGGAUCUUGUGAAGAUGCGAUGAACUAAAGUUUAAUCCGAAUGAAAGAAAAAUUAUAAAUUAAACAAUGUCCAAAAUGCAAAGGAAGGAUACAAAAAUUUGAUGGCUGCAACCAUAUGAAAUGUUGGGUAUGCUCCUAUGAGUUCUGCUGGCUUUGUAAAAAACAGUAUUCGAAAUGGCAUUAUAGGUCUUGGAACAUUGUAGGAUGUCCAGAUUAAAUGUUUUCUGAUGAAGCGCUUGAAGGAUGUGACAAAACCUGUCUAUUUUUAAGUUCAAUUUUGAGAUUAAUUUUCUUGGCGGUUUUAGUGCUUUUAGGUGGUUCAACUGCACUUGUACUUUAUGUCAUUACAAUGUUUGGUAUGGCUUUGAUCCUGCCAAUUCUGAUCGCUUGCAAUUAUUUUAAAUCAACUAUAGAUUAACUAUCAGAUACGUCCAAAUGCUUUAUUUGGUUAGUUCUUUUUGCUUUAGGUGUCUUUUUAUAUCCAUUAUGGCUCUUUCUUUGCUUCAUACCAGGUACUUGCAUAUUUGGACCUGAAAUAUAUAUGUAUAUUCUUUUCCUGAUCUACAACGAAGAUAUGUAUCGUUGA
This is a messenger RNA of Tetrahymena thermophila SB210, 2142 nucleotides long. Its product is annotated as Ibr domain protein. Lineage: Eukaryota; Ciliophora; Oligohymenophorea; Hymenostomatida; Tetrahymenidae. The transcript has 6 exons. The record is from RefSeq and is a predicted model, not a curated record. Gene Ontology annotation, cellular component: cytoplasm; ubiquitin ligase complex. Gene Ontology annotation, molecular function: ubiquitin protein ligase activity; zinc ion binding; ubiquitin conjugating enzyme binding. Gene Ontology annotation, biological process: ubiquitin-dependent protein catabolic process; protein polyubiquitination; positive regulation of proteasomal ubiquitin-dependent protein catabolic process.